This is a messenger RNA of Habropoda laboriosa, 570 nucleotides long. RefSeq lists its product as uncharacterized. The transcript is spliced from 3 exons. The annotation marks the transcript as partial. Lineage: Eukaryota; Metazoa; Arthropoda; Insecta; Hymenoptera; Apidae. Gene Ontology annotation, biological process: negative regulation of G2/M transition of mitotic cell cycle. The record is from RefSeq and is a predicted model, not a curated record.
AAGAAAGACGAUAAAAAAGAAGAUCAAUAUCUUGAAGAUAUCAUAGAUAUUGAUGAAAAUACUGCAAAGGAUUUUGAAUUUCUACUAAAUGCUCCAGUUUCUGAAGAUGAUCACUUUGUUUUUAAAUCAGAAAAAAAUUGGAGUAUUGAUACAUCUAAAUACUCUGAAUUUUUUACAUUAGAUCUAAAAACAUUAUCUGCAGCAAUUGAAUCAAUUCCAUUUAAUAAAAAUGUUAAUAUUGAUGCAAAGUAUUUUACUGAUGACCAGUUGACGAACAUUUAUAAUAAUGCAAAACAAGGCAUAGAAAAAUAUAAUAAACUUUUAAGUAGUACAGAAAUAAAUGUUACUAGUGAUAUAAAAGAUGGGGAAGGAAGUCAGGAUUUAUUAGAGGACACAACUGAAGAUUUAGAUUUUUUAUUGUCACUUCAAGAACCUGUGAAUGAUCCUUCAGUGAUUUUGAAUUCUUUACCUAACUCCUUUAAUAUUGAUUCAAGAAUAACAACUAAAUCUAGUACAUCUACUAAACCUUUAGAUUUAGAAAAGUGGUUGGAUUCUGUAUUGGAUGAUUAA